AUGGAUGCGACGAAGGGGCUGGAGAAGGAUGUAGGGGUCAGCGCGGAUUCGGUUCAAUCCAGCGACGCAAGAUUUCAGACGGACAACAGCGUGUCGAAGAAACCGCAGCCUCGACAACAAUUAUCAAAAGCCAUGGAGCACAUGCGCUUCGCAGUCACUGCCGACCCCAUUCCACACUCCGCUUCUACACGACCACCACAGCCCGAAACCACAGACUCCGCGCAAGACCCUUCAUCCACUUCCACCGAACAACAACAACAAACCCCAGCCGAAAACGACGCCUACGGCGUCCCCGCCUCCUUCGCCCCGAUCCGCGCUCCCCAAUCCCGCUCGCACGACCCGACCAACAACCAAAAACGCAGCGAUCCCUUCGCCUUCGGCUCCCGCUACCUCGAGGAAGGCGACGACAUUUUCGAAUUCAACGCCUGGGACCACGUCACUGUCGACUCCACCUACCUCGCCUUCUCCGAAGAGCAAUAUUCCAAACAGCGUUCCGAACCUGUUUCGGACUUUGACCGCUCGCGCUACAACGCACAGCCUGAGAAGUGGUGGAACCAGUUUUACAAGAACAACAAGACGAAUUUUUUCAAGAAUCGUAAAUGGUUGGCGCAGGAGUUUCCGAUACUGGAGGAAUUGGGCAAGGAGGGCGGCCCAGAGGCGACGCUGUUGGAAGUGGGCGCUGGGGCAGGGAAUAGUGCGUUUCCUAUCUUGCAGAAAAGUAGGAAUGAGAGGUUGAAGAUUCAUGCGUGUGAUUUUUCAAAGAAGGCGGUCGAGUUGAUUAGGAAUCAUGAACUUUACGAUCCAGCGCGUAUCCAGGCGGAUGUAUGGGACGUCGCGUCCCCUUCUACCGCUGAAAAUGGGGGCUUACCGCCUGGUCUGGCGGAAAACAGUGUCGAUGUCGUACUCAUGAUUUUCAUCUUUAGUGCGUUGAGUCCUGAGCAGUGGAGUCAGGCUGUCAGUAAUAUCUGGCGCGUACUCAAGCCGGGUGGGCAAGUGCUGUUUCGAGACUAUGGCAGGGGCGAUUUGGCGCAGGUACGGUUUAAGAAGGGACGAUACCUUCAAGAGAAUUUCUAUGUGAGGGGGGAUGGUACGCGGGUUUAUUUCUUUGAGCAGCAGGAACUUGAGAAUAUCUGGGCUGGCAAGAUGCCAUCACCGUCUAGUGAGGAGGGAGAGCGGGAGCAUGUCUUCGAGAUUGCGCAUAUUGGGGUUGAUAGACGCAUGUUGGUGAAUCGGCAGCGCAGACUGAAAAUGUAUCGGUGCUGGAUGCAGGCGGUUUUUCGCAAAAAGGGGGGUGAGAGUCAGGUUCCUACCAGUACCCUGCGGCAGGAGAAGGAUGGUGGAGAGGAAGAAGAGUAG
Molecule: messenger RNA, 1356 nt
Organism: Bipolaris oryzae ATCC 44560
Lineage: Eukaryota; Fungi; Ascomycota; Dothideomycetes; Pleosporales; Pleosporaceae
Exons: 2
Coding region: 1-1356 (451 amino acids)
Molecular function (GO): tRNA (cytidine-N3)-methyltransferase activity
Source: RefSeq, a predicted model, not a curated record